Molecule: messenger RNA, 2128 nt
Organism: Poecilia reticulata (guppy)
Lineage: Eukaryota; Metazoa; Chordata; Actinopteri; Cyprinodontiformes; Poeciliidae
Gene: bnip2
Product: BCL2 interacting protein 2
Biological process (GO): apoptotic process
Cellular component (GO): cytoplasm
Source: RefSeq, a predicted model, not a curated record
ACCUAUUUAAUAAAUGCCCACGCGCAUAAUAUUUAUUUAACCGUCCAUGGUUGCAACCGUACGUCGAGGCGCCUGGAACUUUGGAAAUAAAAGAAGAUCGGAGUAUUUUUCUGAACAAACCCCGUCUGAAUCGCGUCAGCACCAAGGGAACCUAGUAAAAGGACUCAUGGCAUCGGACGUGAAAGAAAGUGAAGUGUUGAGGGGUGUAAGUGAUACAAGUUUGAACAAUAGCGACUCAGAUUGUGUCACACCCAGCAGGACUGAUGGGGAUUUGGGAAACAUACAGACAUCUAGUUUCUCGUCUUCUGGAGAGUCGAGAAUGGAGGGUGACCAGGAUUUACAGGGUAGCUCAGCCUCAGCGUUGGAAAAUCGCGAAAAAUCUCGUCGAGAAAAUGUGACCAAAACAAGAAGGACAACGCCAGGAAAAGUGCAAAAACAGUCUGGAGGAGGAAGCUCUGCCCCGGUUAGCCUUCCCAAGCCGCAUUCACCGCCAGAAGCAUCAGGAAGCAGCUUGGAGCGGCAAGAGUCAGUCGCCACUACAGAAGCUCGUCUGAGAAUGGAAGGAGUUGAGCUGAAGGAAGAGUGGCAAGAUGAAGACUUCCCAAGGCCCCUCCCAGAGGAAGAGGAGCUUGAUGAGUUUUUUUCUGGAACCUCUGAAGAGAGAGACCCUGGUUAUGGAGAGGACCAAAGAAAGAAGGCCAAGAAAAAACUGUCCGCUCCAGACAUGAGUUUGACUCUGGACCGCAGCGAAGGUUCUCUUCUCUCUGAUGAGUUGGAGGAAAUUACAGAUCUGGACCUGGAUGACAUGGAGACGCCCUCAGACAACAGCAAUGAGUUUGAAUGGGAAGAUGAUCUUCCAAAACCAAAAACCACAGAAAUACUACAGAAAACUGUCGAUUCAGUCCAGGAAUAUUCAGCCUCAGAGGAGCGGGAAGAAGGACGACGAUGGAGGAUUUUCCGUUUUGGAGAUCAAGAUCACAGAGUGGACAUGAAGGCCAUUGAACCUUACAAGAAAGUCAUCAGCCAUGGGGGUUAUUACGGAGACGGUUUGAAUGCCAUCAUUGUGUUUGCUGUUUGCUUCAUGCCUGAGAGCGGUCAACCAAACUACAGAUACAUCAUGGAUAAUUUAUUCAAGUAUGUCAUUGGCACACUGGAGCUGCUGGUUGCGGAGAAUUACAUGAUUGUGUAUUUGAAUGGGGCAACAUCUCGGAAAAAGAUGCCAGCUGUUGGCUGGCUCAGAAAGUGCUACCAGCAGAUCGAUCGCAGGUUACGGAAAAAUCUAAAAUCGCUGAUAAUUGUCCACCCCUCCUGGUUCAUUCGUACCCUGCUGGCACUCACAAAACCCUUUAUAAGCUCCAAGUUUUCUCAGAAAGUCAAGUAUGUGUACAGCUUGAAAGACCUUGCUGAGCUUGUCCCUAUGGAGUACGUGGCCAUACCAGAAUGUAUCAAACAGUUUGACGCCGAAAAAAAUAGGAAAAGCAAUAAAAGGAAAAAAAGCCCAAAAAGCAAACGGGUUUAGAGUUGCCGCAGUUUAUAUUUGAGUUGACCAGGAAAUAUCCGGGAAGGUGGAGAUGGCUGCUGCUGCUGUUCCUGAGUGACCACUUCACAGCGCCACAUGAGGAGGAGUUUCAAUCUCUCCAACUCCUGUCUUCAUGUUAUGCUCAAAUUUACAGACAUUUUUUUUUUCUGCACCUAGAGAGCAUUUUUUAGUCUAUGCUGUUACAUUUUCAGACAUUUUGCUGUAUUUUUUUUUUCUUAUCAAACAACCUAACCCUUAUAACUUUGCCCACAUUUGCUGUUCGAAAUAUUGUAAUUUGCCUUUUAGUCCCCUAUGUUAAGUCACGCCUGUUUUCGGUUUUAGUUAAAUCCUCACUAUUUAACACUUUAUUACAAGUGGUUGCUGCAUGUUCUGCUUUGUUACAUUGAAAUAUAUAUUUAUAUUCAAGGUGUUAAAGGAGAGAAAUUUAAUAUAUUUUUAUGAACUGAUUUUUAAACUGCAAUUUAUAGGUGUCAAACACAGAGUUUCAUUUUAUGUAAAGUGUUGGCAGCACCUUUUUCCACUGUUCAUUGCUGAUGUUCUGUUAAAAUUUCACCUGGGGAAAAUAAAGCUUUAUUUUGUUGGCCUUCA